Molecule: messenger RNA, 1658 nt
Organism: Drosophila montana
Lineage: Eukaryota; Metazoa; Arthropoda; Insecta; Diptera; Drosophilidae
Product: arginine kinase
Exons: 3
Coding region: 136-1506 (456 amino acids)
Biological process (GO): phosphocreatine biosynthetic process
Molecular function (GO): creatine kinase activity
Source: RefSeq, a predicted model, not a curated record
UGUGGAAAAAUCCAAAGGCUCUAAAGUCCGUCAGGCGUGUUGGUUUUGGCCGCUUUGGUUUGGAGCAUUCAAUUAGUUUUUUGUUUCCUUUUUAAAUUUUGGUUUUUUUUACCUUGGUUCAGCAGAUUCUGAAAGAUGACUUCGAUUGAAUCAAAGCGCGUGCAAUAUCGCAAGUACCUGGAACGGGCGGGAGUUAUUGAUGCUCUAAGCAAGGCGCUGAUCAAGCUCUACGAGGAGCAGAACAAGCCCGAAGAUGCCAUUCGAUUUGUGCGUAAAUUUAUGUGCGAGAGCUGCCCGGACGAUGCCCAAUACGACUUGAUGAAGAAUGAUUUGGAGGAGGCCAAAACGACAAUAGCUCGCCUGGAGCAGGAAUUGGAACGUCUGCGUGGACAAAUCAAGAAAUCACCUGAGGAAUACCAGGAGCUUACCAUGGCUGGCUACAAAUCUCUUAUCGACGACGAAGAGAACGUCAGCUCGCUUUUGCGUAAAUAUCUGACGCCUGAACUAUUAGAGGAGUACAUGCUGGUGACUACGUCGUCACCAGUGGAUGCAUAUCUGUAUGAUUGUGCCGUUUCUGGCUUUGAGCAUCACGACUCGGCUAUGGGCAUCUAUGCGGCGGACGCCGAGAGCUACGAUGUGUUUACCAAGCUAUUUGAACCGAUUAUCAGGGAGUAUCAUGGCCAGGAGGAGAACGAAAGCGAUGUCCUGCAGAAGGACAUCGACUGGGGAAAUGUGGAUGAGAUCGAGAAUCUGGAUGCGGAACGCAAAUAUAUACUAUCUGCACGUAUUCGCAUUGCCCGCAACAUUGAGGGCUUGCCGUUCUUCCCCAAGCUAACGGAGAAGCAACUGAUCGAGGUGGAGGAGAAGGUGCGUACCGCAACGGAGACCAUGGAUGGCGAACUGAUAGGCACCUACUUGACGCUGGCUGAUAUUGACUCAGAAACGCAACAGGAGAUGGUCAAGAGACAUAUACUGUUCCAGCGAGGCGAUCCAUAUCUGCAGACCGCUGGCUGUUACCGCUUUUGGCCCACCGGACGCGGUGUAUACCAUAAUCCUGCCGAGACGUUUUUGAUUUGGGUCAACGAAGAAGAUCACUUGCGUAUCAUAUCAAUGGCACAGUGCGGUGACCUGGGCGAUGUAUAUCAACGCCUCGUCACUGGAUUGCAGGAGCUGGAGAAAAAUCUAACCUUUGCGCGCCAUCCGAGCUAUGGCAAUCUGAGCGCCUGUCCCACUAACUUGGGCACCACACUGCGCGCCUCCGUGCACAUUCGUCUGCCUCUCUUAAGCAAGGAUGAGGAAAGAUUAAAGGCAAUGUCAGAGGAACUGUUCUUGCAGAUACGUGGCACUGGCGGCGAGCACACCGCCAUCGAGGAUGGCGUCAUGGACAUCUCGAACAAGCGUCGUUUGGGUUUCACCGAGUUCGAGCUGGUCAAGUCCCUUCAAGACGGCAUUGUGGCGCUCAUCAAUGCCGAGGAGGAGCUUGAGAUAGCCGGUCAGGAGGGUUAGUCUCGCCCAGCGAUAGCAACAAAACACAACGUAGACAGAAUAUGGGGCUGGAUGUUCGGUUUUACUCUAAACAAAUUGGCUUGUCUAUCAUAUUGUUCAAAACAAGGUACAUUAAUAUUCGGUUUAAUAAAUUUGAGCCCCCUGGAAAAAAA